GUGUUCUCUUGGAAAACUUCGAAUAUUAUACCAUGCGCUCGAGUAUAUCAAACGCAAGCUUGUGAACUUACACUGAAGGGCCUGCAACCUCUGAAGUGCAAAAUCAGAAAACAACAGCAGCCUCAGCCUCAGGCUUAUUCCCUUGCCAAGUUUAGGCGCUUGCACUGGUUCAAAAGGGUCACUGGGCAGAGUUUUGGGAUCAGAAGGGCCCUAGAAUUGGAUGCUUUGAUUGUUCCUCUAACGAGUCAUUUUGCUAAAAGGGUGGUGUAAAAAGGAAUCAGCUUACAAGAGGAAGGCAAAUAGAAGAACUGGUUGCCAUCGUUCUGCAAUGGCGGUGUGUCAGAAGGUCACAGCUGUGGGAGUUUGUCUCACAUGCAAAAUUGCCACGUCCACACGUUCUGCGCAUGUCGCAGGGCAGUGGCAAGCUGCUUUACUUCCCUACCCCCAGUGCAAUGCUAGUCAAUGCUUCUCAACCAACCCAUGGCAGCCUACUUCAAAACAACUCAGAAGUCCACAGCAGUUGACCUUUGCUCUGAAACGUAACUGCACUUUCUUGCAGAAUAAAGUACGCAUAGAAAGCACUAAGCCUGGAAGGUCCCGAGCUGGCAGAAGCCAUGAAACGUUGAAUGUGGUCAAUAGCGCAGCAGAAGGACUCCAAAACAUAGCUGUGGAGCAGCCCCCGAGCAGCCGAGAGGAAGCUGUCUCACAAGCACGGACCGCGUUGCAGUCUGUGAUGGUCAAGUUUCUUGCGAAGCAGGGGCGGAGAAAGGGGGGAAUUGCCAGUCAACUUCGGUUGCAAAUUGAGGUACCAGUUGCUGAUGAGACCCCAGAGGCCCAAAUCCAGUUGGCGCGGGAGGUUUGCGAUGGUGCAUUUUCUGAUAAGAAAGGCGCACCUCUCUCAGUGGCCAUCUUUGUGGCCUCAGAGAAGGUACGGAGAGUGGCUGCGGAGGAGCUUCAGAGCAUCGGAGAGGCGCCAGUCGCCAGUGUACAAACUCUUAGGGAGGGGGAGACGUUUCCAGACAAUGCAGGAGCGGUGCUUUUACUUGGUCCAAAAGAAGAGCAGAUAGCCCACUUGCGGUCCAUCGUGGGAACCGCCGGCAGCCGACCCAUAGUGGUCCUGAAUCCAGAAUGGCCGGACGCCAGCGAAGCCGAGGAGAACAACAAAGCGUUCGUGGCUUCUUUCGACGUGUGCUACUCGUUCCUGCCGCUCAACAUCGAGGCGAUGCUGAGCAAGUUCGAAGGGGCGGUGCUCAAGUUCGUGCGGAGCGGGCCGCCACAGGGAGCGCCGUGGGUCAUCUUCGUGAAGGGGAACGAAGGAUUGAAACCUGUCAAGACGUACAAGAGUAGGCCGACGGCGAAAGAUCUGGAGGACAUCUUUUACAACUACUCCGCUUCACAAAGUCCGGUUAACAAAGGCAUCGGGUUUCUGAGGGGACUGGUCGGCAAAGGGAAGAAGUGAGUUGGGGCUUCUUUGUUUGUAUCUAUACGCGAAAUCUUGAUUUUGGAAAAGUUCACCGAUAGAGGAACUGGCAACCAGAAUCUGCAUCAGCCUGGUAACUCUGAAGGUCCCCGGCGCGCUUCUUGUCAGUCAGCAGACCUCACAAGGUUUAUCCACUGCCAUUGUAUCUAUGUAGCGUAAGUGGAAUCGCGAAUUGGCCGUCUCGAAUAUUGAUGAGAUCUGACAUUGUUUUUGCGCAUGUGGUGAGUCGAACUUUCAGCUUCGUUGCGGUACUUGAUUGUUGUAAUGAAUUCUCAAACCUUGCAAGUGCUGAUG
This is a messenger RNA of Klebsormidium nitens, 1774 nucleotides long. NCBI's taxonomy places the organism in Eukaryota, Viridiplantae, Streptophyta, Klebsormidiophyceae, Klebsormidiales, Klebsormidiaceae. The record is from the annotation of a GenBank genome assembly.